Molecule: messenger RNA, 9457 nt
Organism: Callorhinchus milii (elephant shark)
Lineage: Eukaryota; Metazoa; Chordata; Chondrichthyes; Chimaeriformes; Callorhinchidae
Gene: dspa
Product: desmoplakin a
Exons: 24
Coding region: 107-7651 (2514 amino acids)
Biological process (GO): cell-cell adhesion; intermediate filament cytoskeleton organization; skin development
Cellular component (GO): plasma membrane; cytoplasm; cytoskeleton
Molecular function (GO): protein binding; structural molecule activity
Source: RefSeq, a predicted model, not a curated record
GUGUGUGGCUGAGGGAGUCAGUCAGUGCGCGGAGGUGCGGGGGCUGAGCUGGUGCUGGGGUUGGGGUUGGGGUCGGUGUUGGGGUCGGUGCUGCUGAGCGGCAGUGAUGGAGCACAUGACUUGGAGAGGUUCACAGCCGCGGCUGAACGCGCUGAGCAGACGCGCGGGCUCUCAGGUGGAGCAGCGGCAGCCGGUGCUGUCUCAGGGCAGCUUCACCAUGAGGAGCGAGGGGCGCGGGGAAGCCUACACCCACCACCGAGCCCCGGGGCCGGGGCCGGGCCCGGGGGACAUGUACCUGCCCGGGGUCUGCGCUCCCGAGUUCAGCGGAAACCCGGAGACGAUUCUGCUGAGCGAACAGCAGUUUCCAACCAGAAUGAGAGGCCAAUCCUUCAAACAGCUGCAGAGCGGCUUCGACCAGAGAGAGACCUUCCACAGAGGAGACUCCUACAUACUCCAACAGCCCGGAGCAGCGGGAGGGGGAGCGGGAGGGGGAGCGGGAGCGGGAGCCAAGAACGUGGAGAUCAUCAAAACCAUUAAAACCGUCCACAACAGUAAUUCGCUGACAAAACGCUAUGCUGCGGCCCGGGCAGGGGUGGACGAAUGUGAAUUGAAACUGAGACAAGCAGAGGUGUUGCUCCAAAACGAUUUGAAAGGUUUUGAAGUUGGGCAGCCUGGGAGAAAUCGAAUAGAGAUCGAUAAUCUGUUAAAAAUGUGUGGUGAUAUGAUCUCGGAAAUUGAGGAAGCCAUUGAAGACUUGAAAUAUUCUGGGCAGCCUUUUGAACCUAUCCAGAAUAGGGUGGUUCAACUUUAUGAUCAGCUGCGUGUGAUUUCCAAAGCUAUCUAUGAACGAUACAGCGAACAAGUUGUUAUUGAACACGUCAAGUUACCCGGCCAAAGAGUAUCGAUCGGUAACAAUUCCUGGGAUGAAUCAUACUCAAGGUCAACUCAUGAGCUGGUCAGCUGGAUAAACCAACAAAAGCAAGUAAUGGGUGUACAAGAAUGGGCUUUAGAUGCAGUCUCUGUGGAGGAACAAAUAAAGGAACAAAAAAGAUACCACAAAAUCAUAGAGGACUUUCGCUGGAAGAUAAAUAAAGUCAAGGUGGAACAGAAUGAAAACUAUUCUGAGAACUACAGACUGGCUAUAAGUGAAGUUGAAGACCAAUACGAAGGCCUUUUGAAAGGUUCAAAUGAAAGAAUUGAUCAGCUGAUCAGGUUUCAAGACAUAAUUAAAGUCGCAUCUAAUGAGAUUAUGUGGAUCAAUGAUCGUGAGGAGGAAGAACUAGUUUAUGAUUGGAGUGAUAAAAACACCAACAUUGCUGAGAAGCAAGAAAGAUUCUCGAUGUUGAUGAGCAAUUUGGAAGUCAAAGAAAAGCAAUUAAACAGACUCAAACAGGAAGGGGACAAGCUAGUGGCAAAUCAGCAUCCCGCAGCUAACAGAAUUGAGGCUUAUGUUGAUGCUCUGCAGACCCAGUGGAGUUGGGUUCUCCAGCUCACCAAAUGCAUUGAAGUUCAUCUGAAAGAAAACACAAAUUAUUUUCAGUUUUUUGAGGAAGCUCAAAUGGUUGAAAAAGACCUGAAGAAAAUGCAGGACUCUAUCAGAAAGAAAUUUAUCUGUGAUAAGUCUACACCGGCUCUGCAGUUAGAAAAGAUGAUAACAGAAUCCGAGAAAGAUAAAGAUAAAAUCCUGGAGUACAAGAGACAGAUGACGAACUUGGUAAACAAAUCGAAGAAUAUAGUCCAGCUAAAACCACGUAACCCACUUACCAAUGCUGAUCAACGGUCCGGGAACAAAAUCAUUCUCAAGGCUCUCUGCGACUACAAACAAGAUCAGAAAGCGGUGCAUAAAGACGAUAAAUGUAUUUUAUUGGACAACUCGCAACGCAGCAAGUGGAAGGUGAUUGGCCCUGGUGGAAUAGAAAUGAUGGUUCCAUCUGUUUGUCUCCUCAUCCCACCUCCCAACCAUGCUGCAAAUGAUCUUGCAAACAAAAUUGAACAAUACUAUGAGGCAAUUCUCUCUCUGUGGAAUCAAUUGUACAUUAAUAUGAAGAGCUUGAUGUCUUGGCAGUACUGCGUCAUGGACAUGCAAAAAAUUCGCAGUUGGACUUUAUUAAUGCUGAAACAAAUGUCUCGUGAAGAUUACGAGACGGUGACCAAAAACCUGGAGCUGAAUUUCCAGGCUUUCCUGAAGUACAGUAAGACUUCCCAGUUCUUUACAGAAGCAGACCGAACAGAAUUGCAGAAAGACUACAGCCAUAGCCAGACCCACUUCAGCAAACUAGUAACUUCUUUGGAGGACGGACCACCUGAUCGACAAAUUUCAGUUAAGGUUCUAGGGCAAGGCCCACCACAGUCAGACAGUAAUUUCCAUCUUGCGCUCCAAACGAUACGCCACCGUUUGGAAGAGAAUGAACAGUUAUUGCUGCAAAAGAUACACCUCCUUAUCGAUUCUGCAUCAACUUUCAACAACACACGAAGGACAGCUGAAUUGGAGCUUACACUAGAUGACCUAGAUGCAAUUGAUAAUGACUUUGUCAAACUGCAGAAGAAGUGGCACUUAUCAAAUCCAUCAUUGGAGUCUAAAUUAUUCUUUGAAAAAGAGUUUCUCUUUAUAGCUCAGCGGCUGAAGUCCGCCAGCAGAUACUCCACAGAUUAUUUAGAAAGAAUGAAAGUACUGAAUUUACUCAUUCAAAGUAUUCUUGAGGUGGAAGAUAUUGUAAAAGUUUAUGAAGCUCGACUAACUGAAGAGGAAAGUGUUCCAUUGGAUCUGGAUAAAAUAGAGCCUUACAGAUUCUAUCUGAAGACAAUGAGAGGUGAACUGGAUAUGAAAAGGGACUUGCUGAAGCACAUGGAUGACGAUCUGAACCAAGUGUUAAAUAUCAAUGAGCGGAUAACAUCUUCAUACAAGUGUGACAUUGACAUUGACAAAUAUAAUGAGAAGGUCACACAACUGAAGGACCGUUGGCAAAGAAUUUACAAAGAACUUGAUUCCAGAUAUUUAGACUUGGAUAAACAUCACCGGCAGCUGAAUGAUUACAAACAAUUAUUUGAUGGGCUUAACAGAUGGAUUGAUGUAACCAAAUGCAAACAGGAUGCACUGCAAAUCAAUAAAUUUGGGCAUGCAGAAGCUAUUAUAGCUCAACUACAAGAGCAAAAGAACUUGCAUUCAGAAAUAAAGAACAAACGAGUCAAUGUUGAAGAGUAUCAAAGUGACGCGGACAUGUGUGCAACAUCUAUAAAGGAUUAUGAGCUUCAGUUAGCAUCAUUCAGUGCUGGUCUGGAGACGCUACUUAAAAUUCCAAUCAAGAGGCAAGUGGCACAGUCAGCUUCCACUAACAUUCUUCGUGAGUCUGCAGAUCUGCAGUCUCGAUACAUUGAACUUCUUACAAGAUCAGGUGACUAUUACAAGUGUCUCAGUGAGAUGUUGAAGAACACGGAGGAAGUAAAGAUAAAAAACACAAAAAUAGAACUUUUGGAAGAGGAACUUAAGCAUGCCAAGGGUGAGAAUGCUGAUAGUAGCCAACAGAAGAAGUUUUUUGAUCAACAUUUAAGUCAGAUUCAAGUUGAGAUCACAGAACUGAGGAAAAAGGUUGUAAUCCUGGAGGAGCAGAGGAGAAGUGCUGAAAUGGAACGUGAUAAUGCGAAGCACAGCCUAGAGGUAAAUAUUAGUCAGAUGAAAGAAAUCAACGAGAAGAUUACAAGACUGACAUUUGAACUUGAAGAGGAAAGAAGGCUGAGAAUAUCGAGUGAGAAACUGAAAAUUGAGCAAAAAGAUGAGCAUGACAGUGUUUUCCAUAUCAAACAAAAGGAGUUGGAUGAUGUCAUUUGGCUCAAGGUGCAGAUUGAAAAAACACUCAAGGAGAAAGAGCAUGAGAUACAGAGGCUUAGAAAACUGCUAGAGGAAGAGUCUAACACUAGGAGAGAGAUUGAAAGUGAACUAGUUAAGAUUAAGAACAAACAUGGAUUUGAAAUGACUACGUUGAAAUCACACUAUGAAACACAGAUCAAGAUAAGUGAAUCCACAAUUGAGCAGCUCUCUAUCGAAAAGGAUGAUACUUCAGGGCUAAAAAUAAAGCUGGACAACAUUUCAAGAGAGAAAAGUAAUCUCCAAGAAGAAAUAGAACGGUUGAAAAUUUCCAUCAAACAAUCUGAAUUGCAUAGAACAAAGGCAGAAGAGAAUAUUGCACAGCAGAGAGCAUCUGGUACUCAUGAAUCUAGGAAGAGAUUGGAGUUGGAAAGAGAACACCAACAACUAAUCAAAAUUAGAUCAGAAGAAAUACUGAGGCAUAAAGCUUUCCAGGAAGAUACUUCUAAGUGUAUUAGUGACAAAACAAGGGAACUCGAAAGAGUGAAAGUUUUAUUAGAAGAGGAAAUUUAUAAACGGAAAAAUCUAGAAAAUGAUAAUGACAAACUGAAGCAACUGAACAUGGAAAGUCAGAAGAAGACCACAGACUCAUUUACCAGAAUUCAUACCGUAGAGGAAGAGUAUAAGCGUAUCAAAAUGGAUUAUGAGAGAGCAUCUAAUGAGAAGAAUAGGUCAUUGCAAGAAAUUGAACGACUCCAAAGCACUAUAAGAGAAGCAAACCAUUUUAAAGUGAAGAUAGAAGAGGAGAUUGCUCAACAAAAGAGAUAUGUACUUGAAGAGUCUUCAAAGAGAAAGAAGGCUGAAGAAGAGUUAGAAUGCAUUAGGAGAAGUUGUAAAGAAUAUACAAUUACAAUCAGUCAGCUCACACAGCAGAUUGAACAGAUUUCAUUCACAAAGAAAAAACUUGAGGAUGAUCUGAAAGAGCAAAGGAUAUCUUUUGAACAUCAGUUUAAUGAGAAGAAGGUCAGUACAGAGGAGCUCAAUAGGCUGUAUGCUGAAAUAGAGAAACUGCGUCACCAGUUAACUCAGGAACAAGACAAUUUAAGACAGGCUCAUCUGAGAAAUGAACAUUGUCAGAAAACUAUUGAAGAUAAGAGUAAGAGUCUGAAUGAAAGCAUAACCGAAAUAGAAAGACUUCGUUCACUCGUGGAAAAACUCACAAAAGAACGACUGAGGUUAGAAGAAGAAUGCAGAAAUAUAAGGAUUUCUCUGGAUGAUUUUCAGAAUAAACAAAAUGAAAAUGAAGGUGAAAAGGGGAAAUUGAUCUCUGAACUCAAGUACCAACUUGAACUGACUAGCAAGAGAACAGCUGACCUGCAAAAACUCAUUAAUGAGUUAAAGAAUGAGAGGGAAAAAUUGAAAGUGGAAGUUGAGAUAUUCCAAAAGCAAGCUCUAGAGGCAACUAAUAAGAUAGAAAUCACGCGGAUUUCUCGAGAAGAAAUCUUGCAUGAAAAAGAAUCUCUCCUACUGAAGAUCAGACUUCUGGAGCAGGACAAAUCCAGACUUCAACAUUAUGAAGAUGAAUUGAGUCGAAUAAAAGCACUCCUGGAAACUGAAUCCCGAUCGAAGUUGCAUAUGCAAGAUGAGAUUCAACAUGUCAAAACUGAUCUAACCUAUUGGAAGAGCCAAGCUGAAAUGAAAGACCAGGCAAUCAGACACCAAGAACUAGAUAAAGGAAAGGCAACUAGUGAGCUUGAUCGUUUGAAAGCUGAAAUCACCAGAUUGGAAGAAGAACUGAGGAUGCUGGAGGAAAGGUGCAAGUGGAAACUAGCAACUGCUGAUAGAGAAAAGCAAUCUGAGUUGGAAGCUCUGCGCAUCCAAUUACAAAUGGAAAUUCAAAGACUCAGUGAGGUGCCCAAGAAGGAAAUAAAAUUACUAGGCAUUAGAGACCAUGUGUCAUUGCAUGAACUUGUGAAUUCUGAAGUUAUAGAUGAAAAAACAGCUAGUGAUAUUGAAACUGGGAGAAUAACAGCAGAGGAAGUUAGCCACAAGUACCAGGACUUACUCCAAGGUAAAAGUAGCAUUGCAGGCAUAUUUGUAGAAGCCACAAGGGAGAAGCUUUCAGUCUAUCAAGCUAUGAGAAAGGGCUUGAUUAGACGUGGCACUGCUCUUGAACUUUUGGAAGCUCAAGCAGCCACAGGCCAUAUGAUUGACCCAGUCAAAAACCUAAAGUUGACGGUUGAACAGGCUGCUCAAAGCGGGCUUAUAGGUCUAGAAUUCAAAAAUAAACUUCUCUCAGCUGAAAAGGCUGUUACUGGUUACAAAGAUCCCGAAACAGGAAAACUCAUCUCCUUGUUUCAGGCAAUGAAGAAAGAAUUAAUUGAACCAACUCAUGGCAUUCGACUACUGGAAGCCCAAAUAGCAACCGGGGGAAUUAUAGAUCCCACCCAAAGCCACCGUUUGCCAGUUCACACUGCUUACAAACGCAAUUACUUUGAUGAAGAAAUGAAUCAAAUUCUCAUUGAUCCAGGUGAUGAUACCAAGGGCUUCUUUGAUCCCAACACAGAGGAAAAUUUAACCUACCUUCAGCUGAUGGAACGAUGCGUUACUGAUAAAGUUACCAACCUUUGUUUAUUGCAACUGACCGAAAAGAAGAAAACGACGACAUCUACAUCAGCGGUCAGAAAACGUAGAAUUGUCAUUGUAGACCCUGAUACAAACCGGGAAAUGUCAGUACGUGAAGCAUAUCACAAAGACUUGAUAGAUUAUGAAACUUUUGUGGAACUUUCUGAACAGGAGGCAGAGUGGGAAGAAAUAACAAUUUCAGGAUCAGAUGGGAGUGUAAAAACAGUGGUGGUUGAUAGAAAAACUGGCAUCCAAUACGACAUUGAAGAUUAUUUGAAGAAAGGUUUAAUUGACAAAAAGAGUUUUGAUGACUACCGCGCUGGAGUUAUGUCACUUACGCAGUUUGCAGAAUUGUUUAGUGACAAGACCAACGUUGAUACACGGAAUGUGAGUAAACUGCAUCAUUCAACAAACAGGAGUCCCAGUCCAUCUCCACAAUUUACAAAAACACUAUUUGUUUCUUCUGAUGAGUUCAGUCCCAUUGCUGCAAUAUUUGAUAUUGAAACAUUGGAAAAAAUAACAAUUUCUGAAGCUGUGCGUCGCAACAUUGUUGAUUCCAUUACAGGGCAAAGAUUGCUCGAAGCCCAGGCCUGCACAGGAGGGAUCAUAAAUCCUGGCACUAACCAAAAAUUACUUAUCCAAGAUUCUAUAAUUCAAGGUAUCAUUGAUGAAGAUAUGGGAAAGCGUUUAAAACCAGCACAAAAAGCAUUUGUUGGUUUUGAGGAUGUUAAAAACAAAAAGAAGCUCUCUGCAGCAGAAGCAAUUAAGGAGAAUUGGCUGCCAUAUGAAGCUGGAAAUCGCUUCCUUGAGUAUCAGUUCAUUACAGGUGGGCUGGUCCUGCCAAAUGUUUCAGGGCGAAUCCCUGUGGAAGAAGCAAUAAGAAAAGGCUUGAUCAGUGGCAAAACAGCUCAGAAGCUUCAAGACUUCAACAGCUAUUCAAAAAAUCUGACCUGCCCCAAAACAAAGUUGAAGAUUUCAUACAAAGAAGCAAUGGAUCGUUCUAUGGUUGAGGAGAAAACUGGCUUAAGGAUGUUAGAGGCAUCAUCUUUCUCUUCUAAAGGAAUCAACAGUCCUUACAAUUUGAGUUCAUCUGGACCAAAUUCUCGUUCAGGCUCCCGUUCAGGUUCACGUGGGGGAUCAAGACGAGGAAGUUUUGAUGCUACCUCGUCUACCCUGACUACUAGUACUUCGACAACUUUUGUUAGCAAUAUUUCUGUAAACUAACCAUUCUCUAUGAAAACCUAAACAAGUAACAAAAUACAGUAAAACUUGCAUAAGUCUUAUCUGUAUAAAUCAUACAAUCACCCAUUCAAUUUCUUUUUAAAUUCACUUAUUCCUAUGCACUCGUUAUAUUAAUCACUGCAUAACUCCCACACUUGCCACUACCACACUUACUGACUGGUGGGUCAAAACUUUGCCCGCUUGCCUAAAACAGAACACCACACAUUCGCACCCCAAUGCUCUCCAUGCCCUCCUCCCAGGGAUGUAACAUCAACAUCAUCGCGUACAGGAGCAGGGAGAGGAAAGAGCAUUACCUGAUCACAGGUAAGCGAGGGGAACCCGACACGACAUGCGCACUUACCGGCCUUGAAGUAGCUCCAUGCGAAACAAUUACGGGAACCUAAGUCCCGACCCGUCACCUAAUGCGCGCUUACUGGCUGCAAUGCCUUCAGCUGAUGGAAUGAUACACAUCGAACAAGGAUGGAAGACAAGGUUUUGACCAGUCAUCGUGGCAUCAGGCAAUGCAGAUACCCCACCUAAACACAAAUUAAGUUUAUAUUCUAUCAAAACAGUUCUGUUGGUUUGGCAAACCUGUUUGGUUGUGUCAUUCAUUGUACAGUACAUGUUUUCCGCAAUGUGGUACAGUAUCUUUGCAUGGAAAGAAUGGGCUACCAUUGCUUUAAUAUGCAAGAGUUAAACAUUGUUCGGAAUCCUUGCCUUAAUGUCCCCAGUCAGUACAGUACUUAUGUAUGUGUUAUGUGUAAGUUAUAACAAAUCUGACUUAUACCUAACUUUACAUAAGUCAUAUAUAUGAUAUAUGACUUCUCCAAGUUUGCCAUAACUCAUACUUCGCAUAAGUCAUAAUACAUGUUAUAGUUCCAAUACAACUUAUGUGAGUUUUACUGUACAAUGGUUGUUUUUAAAAUUCAUGAAAAGCCCAAAUUGUUCUCUUCAUUAUAUUCACUUGUCUUUGCAAAUGUUUUAAAUGUAUUUUAUUAUACACUGGUGCCCUGUUAAGAUCAUUAUCUAUUUGCUUAAAUGUAGUUCAUCUAGAGCAAGAUUUUAACAUUGAUCUCUCUGAUAUCCAUUAUAAUAAUGAAAAUGAAUAAGUUGUGCAAAGGUUCUUUCUACCUCAAAAUAUUAGAAUUCAACAAUUAGCUAAACACUAAAUCCUAUUACAGUUUCAAUUCAAUAAAAGACAUCUGGUCUGAAUUAAUAGCUAUGGUACUUUUUUGAUUUGGAUAGUUCUUUUCAAAGAGCUGGCACAGAAACGAUAGGCCGAAUGGCCUCCUUCUGUGCUGUAUAAUUCUUAUGAUUUUUUUAAAAAAUCAUGCCAUUGUGAAAUUCAUAUAAUUUUAGCAGCAAUGAAUUUGUGGCAUGAAAAGGAGGAAGCAAGCAGCUGUAGACAAAAUACAACACUUCAAAAAUCAUUGAGUUGAAUAGGAAUUGAUUGUACAGAUUGAUACCUUACAUUGCAGUGAACAUAGUUUCUGUUACUAGAAACAAAUUGAUCUUAAAUGGGCUCCACUGUAUAGAUGAGCUUUUUGGUGGUUUGAAAUUGCAAGUUUUUUGGGGGAGGGUAGAAAAAAAUCAUACUAAGUGUAAUGCAAUUUAUAGUUUAGCAUAUGAUUAUUCACAUAUAUAGCCAUCAGAGCAAUAUGUAAUGAACUUUGAAUUUAAGAGCAGUAGUUUAUGUAGUAUUGAAAGGGGGUUUUGAACAUCGAUUUUGUAUCAGUCUAUAAGCAUGCUGAAUUUUAAGAUGGUGCAUUCUUGCUUCUCUUUAUUAAUAAAGUUGUCAUUUCAAAAUUG